GACAUAUUUAUCUAAAUAUUUGACAGUGAUUGUUGCAAAUUAUUUAGACGACAUUUUUAAAUAAAUAAUACCAUUAAUUUUUCUCCCGUUAUAAUUGAGUGUGCAAACAUGAAAGAGUUGAAAAAAGAGCAGCUUGAAGAUUUAUACGUUUGGCUGGAGAAAUUCGAAAUGCCGCAGAUAAAUAGAAAUGUUAAUCGAAAUUUUUCCGACUGUGUGCUUCUUGCACAAAUUUUGAAGCAGUUAUAUCCCAAGUUUGUGGAUAUUCAUAAUUAUCCGCCGAGAAAUUCAACAGCCCUCAAGUUGGAUAAUUGGCAAACCUUAAAUCGAAAGGUCCUGCAGAAAUUAGGACUAUCACAAUCCAAUGAAUCGUUGGAUCGUCUAGCAAAGGGUGUACCUGGUGCCAUAGAACAUUUGUUAUACCAGAUUAUGAUACAGUCAAAUAUGGACUUGCAGCGGAAUAAGAUACCGACGAAUGAUAACAAUAUUGAUGAUGAUGAAAAUAUAAUGAUAGUGAACGUUAGCAAAAAAGUUGGAGAUGCACUAGUUCAAGUACCACAGAAAAUGAUUCUAUAUUCGAUGUACGAGCAAGCUCAGGAUGAAAUUGCUGAAAAGGAUCGUACCAUAGCGUUGCUUUCACAGAAAGUAACACAUUUAGAAAACUUUUUAAAAUUGAAAAGUGAGAGGAUCGAAAAUCUAUGCUGUCAACUGACAGGCGGUGGACCAAGCAAGAGAUAUUUCAAUGGCGAAUCUGUAAUAGUUUCCCAUCCAAAUUCAAGUUCUUGUCUUUCAUAUUAAUUGGGAUAACUGGAUUACUCAAAUAUGAUCAUAAAAUUUUGGAGAUUAGGACUGAGAUGUGUAUAUUUCGUAUAAAUAUAUUUUAAAUUGAUGUUUAAACAGGCGUCAAAG
Molecule: messenger RNA, 906 nt
Organism: Hermetia illucens (black soldier fly)
Lineage: Eukaryota; Metazoa; Arthropoda; Insecta; Diptera; Stratiomyidae
Product: sperm flagellar protein 1-like
Exons: 4
Coding region: 109-795 (228 amino acids)
Biological process (GO): regulation of cytoskeleton organization
Cellular component (GO): axoneme
Molecular function (GO): microtubule binding
Source: RefSeq, a predicted model, not a curated record